AUGGCUACAGAUGAUGACAGUUUUGACUGGGAUCAAGUCAGAAUCAUGAGUGAAGCUCCAGUCCUUUCCACAUCCACCCUGCUAUGCUAUGAGAACCUGAACGGAUCCUGCAUCAGGAACCCAUACUCCCCAGGCCCUCGCCUCAUCCUCUAUGCAGUCUUUGGCUUUGGGGCUGUGCUGGCUGUGUGUGGAAACCUCCUGGUGAUGAUGUCAAUUCUCCAUUUCAGGCAGCUGCACUCCCCUGCCAACUUUCUGAUAGCAUCACUGGCCUGUGCCGACUUCUUGGUGGGAUUGACCGUGAUGCCCUUCAGCACGGUGAGGUCUGUAGAGAGCUGCUGGUACUUUGGGGACACUUACUGUAAAUUUCAUUCUUGUUUUGAAGGAUCAUUCUGCUAUUCUUCCAUCUUCCACUUGUGCUUCAUCUCUGUGGAUAGAUAUAUUGCUGUUAGUGACCCCCUCACCUACCCCACCAGGUUCACGGCUUCUGUUUCUGGCAAGUGCAUCACCUUCUCCUGGCUCCUGUCUAUCACCUAUAGCUUUUCCCUCCUUUACACAGGGGCAAAUGAAGCUGGACUGGAGGAUCUAGUGACUGCCCUCACCUGUGUGGGAGGCUGUCAAAUUGCAGUGAAUCAGAGCUGGGUCUUCAUCAAUUUUCUAUUAUUUUUUAUUCCCACACUGGUAAUGAUAACUGUCUACUCUAAGAUCUUCCUCAUUGCUAAACAGCAGGCUCAGAAGAUUGAGAGGAUGAGCAACCAGACUGUCAAGGCAUCAGACAGCUACAAGGACAGAGUGGCCAGGAGGGAGAGGAAAGCAGCCAAAACCCUGGGGAUCGCAGUGGCAGCCUUUCUCCUGUCUUGGCUGCCAUACUUCAUUGACUCCAUCAUUGACGCCUUCCUAGGGUUCAUCACUCCCACGUAUGUGUAUGAAAUCCUAGUCUGGAUCGCUUACUACAACUCAGCCAUGAACCCUUUGAUUUAUGCUUUCUUUUAUCCUUGGUUUCGAAAAGCCAUCAAACUGAUUGUCACUGGCAGAAUCUUGAGGGAGAACUCCUCUGCCACCAACUUAUUUCCUGAGUAG
This is a messenger RNA of Arvicola amphibius (Eurasian water vole), 1077 nucleotides long. Its product is annotated as trace amine-associated receptor 7a-like. Lineage: Eukaryota; Metazoa; Chordata; Mammalia; Rodentia; Cricetidae. Gene Ontology annotation, molecular function: trace-amine receptor activity. Gene Ontology annotation, biological process: G protein-coupled receptor signaling pathway. The coding region runs from base 1 to 1077 and encodes 358 amino acids. The record is from RefSeq and is a predicted model, not a curated record. The transcript has a single exon. Gene Ontology annotation, cellular component: membrane.